AUGGAAUACGUCCGCCGUCUGACAAAUACCUGGAACUCGAUCAAUCCAGCGACAUUAUCUGGCGCAAUCGACGUAAUCGUAAUCGAAGACGCUGAGAAGAACCUGUCUUGCUCGCCGUUUCAUGUCCGUUUUGGCAAAUUCUCCCUGCUCCGUCCUUCUGAGAAGAAGGUGCUGUUCAAAGUCAAUGGCGACGCUGUUGAUUUCAAGAUGAAGCUGGGUGAGGGAGGAGAGGCUUUCUUCGUGUUCGAGACAGAGUCCGAGGUUCCGAAGGAGUGGCAGACUAGUCCGGUGUUGAGUGCGAUAGGUAGUCCGACGCAAAGUCAGAAAGAUGCCGACGAAGAGGCAGCGAACAUGUCGGAGCCGGAUGAUUUUGAUCUGGAUAAACCCGCGACACCACCAACAACAGCAUCACCAGAUCCGAUUAGGCAGCGUCCAACAAGUGGCGACUGGUCCGGCUCCCCGGCAACACCGCCGUUGAGCGCUACAAGGCCAGAACGAAGCAAGACGAUUGGCAAUGGACAGAUCUCACAACGGCCACGUCUUGAUGCUCGUCCUUCAAGUCAAGUAAGCAUUGAGCGUGCACGUCAAUUAAGAGAGCGCCUCUCCGAGAAGAACAUUCUGUCUGAGGUCACCCAAACCGGGGACGUGAUGCUCGACAUGCACGGUUACAAGGCCUCCCUCUCCGACUCGAUCGAAGCCGAGCGCGAGGUACGCCGUAUCUUGGAAGAAGAACUGAAGGGAGAAGGAGGCACGGAAGUUGAUAUUGAGUCACUCGUUGGAGCUGAUCGUGAGGGUAACCUAUGGAUCUACGCAAGUGAGGAGGCAAAGGAGGACGCGGAGCAGAGAAAGUACCCGAGGAGCGAAAGCGAUGAACAGACAAGCGAUGAUGCCAUCAGCAUUGGCAGGGCAAGAUCAGAAGGACUGUCGACACCGCCCCCGCUCUCGCCUCCGCGAAGUCGUGAUACAUCUCCAUCACCCGACACUAAAGACGGCCGACACCGGUCAAACUAUGCCAAGACCCUCCGUUUAACCUCGGAACAACUACGAAGCCUUAACCUCAAGCCAGGCAUGAACCCAAUCUCAUUCACCGUCGUCUCGUCCUACAAAGGCAAUGCAACAUGUAACGCCAACAUCUUCUAUUGGUCAUACAGUGUACCAGUAGUCAUCUCCGACAUCGACGGUACGAUUACGAAGUCGGAUGCGCUUGGGCAUAUCUUUACGAUGGUUGGUCGCGAUUGGACACAUCCCGGUGUUGCCAAGCUGUACACGGAUAUUGCGAAGAAUGGGUAUAACAUCCUCUACCUGACCUCCCGAAGUGUCGGUCAAGCCGAUGCGACAAGAGCAUACCUCAAGAGUAUCGAGCAGACCGGGAUCAAAAUGCCGGAUGGACCCGUCAUCAUGAGUCCUGACCGGACAAUGGCGGCGUUGAAGAGGGAAAUGAUCCUCAGGAAACCGGAAGUGUUCAAGAUGGCCUGUUUGAAGGAUAUCAGGCAUUUGUACGGUGAGGGGAGUAAUCCAUUCUACGCUGGCUACGGAAACCGUAUCACGGAUGCGUUAUCGUACCGAAGCGUCGGAAUUCCCAGUUCGCGGAUCUUUACCAUUAACUCGACUGGAGAGGUACGAAUGGAGCUCCUCGAACUGGCAGGAUACAGGUCAUCCUAUAUCUCGAUCAAUGACCUCGUGGAUCACUUUUUCCCGCCUGUGGUGGCAGCACUACAAGCAGAGUACACGGACGUUAACUUCUGGAGGGAACCCAUUCCGGAUCUUCCUCUUAGUGACGAAGAAGAAAGCGAGGAAGAGGAUGACGACGACGAAGGGAGUUAUGAUGAGGGAGGGAAAGGAGAUGAGAGUUAUGAAGCGGAUGAUGAUUUGCGCUUGAACCUGCGGUCGAAACUGUCACCUUCCCAUGCCGUGGAUUCGCACAGGCAUAAGCGACCGGCGGCUAAAUGGACUUCAAAGGCGCUAGUUGCGGCCCCGGAUUCGCGCGCCCUGACAGAGCCGGAGGCCCCUCGGGGACCGGGCGCGAUUUCCUUCCUCGGUGCGCAAACAACAAAUCCGCGGCCGGAAAAUCGGGAUUGUCCCCUCUUUUUUAUUGUUGGUGCUCGAGUCAUGGCGAUGUCAUAUAAAAUAUCGGCAACGGUAGUCCCGCCAGAUGUCUGUCACUGA
This is a messenger RNA of Saitoella complicata NRRL Y-17804, 2166 nucleotides long. Its product is annotated as LNS2-domain-containing protein. Gene Ontology annotation, molecular function: phosphatidate phosphatase activity. The transcript is spliced from 2 exons. Gene Ontology annotation, biological process: triglyceride biosynthetic process; fatty acid catabolic process. The record is from RefSeq and is a predicted model, not a curated record. Gene Ontology annotation, cellular component: nucleus. NCBI's taxonomy places the organism in Eukaryota, Fungi, Ascomycota, Saitoellomycetes, Saitoellales, Saitoellaceae. The coding region runs from base 1 to 2166 and encodes 721 amino acids.